This is a messenger RNA of Paramecium octaurelia, 1991 nucleotides long. The record is from the annotation of a GenBank genome assembly. NCBI's taxonomy places the organism in Eukaryota, Ciliophora, Oligohymenophorea, Peniculida, Parameciidae.
CUAGUAAUGCCACCAAAAGCCAAAAAGAUCGAUCCUGAAUUACAAGCUGUAAUAAAUUGGUUAAUAAAAUUAGAAACAAUUUGAACAAUGGAAGGAGAGUGACGAAUACAGAAUCUGGUCAGAGUUAUAAAUAAUGUAUAAAUCCAUGGAUAAUAACAUCUCCGAAACUUCUAAGGAUUUGACAGGCAAUUGGCAAGUAAACUGUUCUUUAUUAGAUUACCUUCCAAUUAGAUUUAUCAUGAUAAAUUGCUAGAGGUUUGUUAGACUUUCAAAUGCAAAACUAAAAUAAAAUAAAUUGAACAUGCCCAUAUAAGAAGUGCAUUCUUUGCAGUUGAAGAUGUGGAGAUUAACAAAGCAGUUGUGAAACAGUAUCUUGAUGGAUUCUAUUAUUCAGUUGAGAAGCAAGACAAAGAUAGAGCUAAACAUGUGAAAGAAUUGCUUGCCAAAAUUGCGAGAAGUAAGUGAUUCAUUUAUUGAAAUAGCACUGGAGGAUCAUAAGUUUUUUGAUAUGAAUGCUGAAAAUUAUAUAGCAGAGAGGAAAGCAUUCGUUGGUCUUCUGAAUGAAUUUUUGAAAAAACUACCAAUUCUAAUUAAGUCAAGUCAUAAAGUCAUCGAAGAAAAACUGAUGCUUGUUUUAGGACCCCUCAGGGCAUUAUUGGAAAUCAAUAAGAAAAUGAUGUUCUUUGAUCUUGUUAAUACUUCAAACUAAGCAAGAUAAACAAAGGAUUUCAUCUUAAAGGUUGCAUUAUUAUUUGUAAUACUGAUUAGGCUGAUGUUGAACAAUAUUGUGUGUGUCUUCAAGAAGCACUGAGGUUAUUGCUAGAAUCAAAAGCAAUAUCAUGCAAUCCAAAUGUUAAGUUGAUCUUUAAUAAAUUGGGCUAUGAGGGAUGGUAGCAGAAUAAGAUUGAGUCCUUCUAUUUAACUCCGUUGCAGGAUGCUUUCGAUAAGAUGAGAAACAACUUGCUUUGUUUGAUGCUCAAGGGAAUCAAUUACUAUAAAGCACCUUUGAUGGACAAUACGGUAAUAAUUGUUAUUAAGAAUAGCAAUUUGUAGAGGAUGUGAAGGAAUUAAUUGAUGCAGAAUUGAUUGCUGAGCAUCUCCUGGGUACCACAUUGAAAAGAGAUUAAUUAAACUUUGCCUUUAAGGUUUUAAGUGUCAUCUAUAAUUCUAAUGCUCAAGCUAAAGAAUUUCUAAUUAAAAGGGAUGACAAUUGUAUCAAGGGGAGCAUUCCGAAAUUGAUGACAUACCACACAAUAUUGUAUAUGAGAGCAUGGAAGGAUAGAAAAAUAGAGGAUGAAUUGAAAGAAUAGAAAUUGCUAUAAAAAACAUAGCCGUUGGCACAAUCGAAUUUAUUUGAAGCUCAAUCUGCUAUGUCAGCCAUGUCGCCAGAUAAAAAGAGACAGGCUGAUGAUGAUUUGAGAAAGAAGGAGGAAGAGAACAUGAGAAUCUAAGAAAAACUAGAUUUUGAAAAGUAUGGCAGAUAUUGGAUUUGGGAGUACUAUGCUCAAGAUUAAAUGAAAGCCAAUUUCGAGGAGUGUGUCGAAUUGAUCAGACAUAUUAAUAAGGCGGUGUAAUAGGACAUAGAGGAUGUCAUUAUCAAAGAGGGCAUGGUUCCUAAGUACUUUUAAAUAGUGAUUUUAGAAAUCGUCCUCGUCAAGUAUAAUAGAAUGAUCCAAGUCAGAUGUUCAAUAAACUGUAAGAGAAAGACAAUGCAAAUGUGUAUGUAAUUUAGAGGAGACCACCAGAAUUAUGGAAUUACCCAAAAAUAGUGGAGGAACAACAUGAAUUUAGAGCCAUAGCCAAACCCAGAGAUUGUUAUAAGGAUGGAAGAAUUUAAGUAUUGGAGAGCAAGAUGGAAUAAUUGAGUGCUCACUUGGAGGGUAACAAGCCUCAGAGUUGGAAUGAAUUGAUUCAUAGAGUGAUAGAUGCAUUGAGCAAUUAAUAUAAUAAGAAACCUAGUGCAAUUGAACCAGGAAAAUGAUUUAAUAUGA